AUGGGGGAACACAGAAUUACGAAACUGAAUAAAACUUGGAACACUUUUGAUUUAUUCAUGAAUCAGUACAUCGUUAAGUAUAAAAACAGUAAGGUCUGUUACCUGUGCAAGAACAAGAUAACAGCUAAUCACAUCGAAAAAAUGGAAGAUGCUUGUCCACAGAUGUGGAGGCAUUUCCACGGCAUGACCAUUCAGCCCCGGUGUCCCUUGCAGAGCUUUGGCCGUGUGAUGAAAGUAAAAGAUUUACGAUUUGAAGAACUUGAGACCUAUAGAGAUAGCCUUGAACGGAAAUAA
Plasmodium gonderi is the source of this 294-nucleotide messenger RNA. RefSeq lists its product as hypothetical. Lineage: Eukaryota; Apicomplexa; Aconoidasida; Haemosporida; Plasmodiidae. The coding region runs from base 1 to 294 and encodes 97 amino acids. The record is from RefSeq and is a predicted model, not a curated record. The transcript has 3 exons.